GGCACAAAGCUCCCGUGUCUUCUUUCCAAGGCUGGCAGCUCCGCUGAGCCCUGCAGGUUCCACUCAAGCUGCAGGGUGCCACAGCAAGGGCACAAACCAUGAGCCUUCUUCCCUUUAAGGAAUGCUAAACUGGAAUGUCCAGGAAGGCCCGUGCUUCAGACAGCGAUCAGUCAGCUGCCUUUCGUGUUUGGCACUCACUUGCCUGCCUUCUAAACUGUACAAAUUUAUAUAACAACUGAAAGUAAAACAGAAUGGAGGGGGUGGAGCAUUUGCUGCUGUCACUUGUGCAAACCUUAUCCUAACUUCUGUGUCAUGUCGACUUGCAGCUCAGCGCUCCGAGACUUGUCCCAAAAUGUAUUUCCCUGAUGCAGAUGCUGUGCUUCUCUUCUGAGUGAUGCUCCAGCAGGCAGAGUGCUGGGGAUGGCACGGCCAACACAGAACUCUGCUGGAGCACUGGGCAGGCUGCAGAGUCAGAAAACCUGCCUGGGCAGUGUUUGUCUGCAGUACCCGCUGUAUCUGAACAGCCAUUGCUUCUGCCUUGUGAAGAAUGGGAUGGGACUAAUCCUCUUCUUCCUAUGUGCUUAUGUACCAAAGACAGAAGCAGGUCAUUGCAAGUGGGAAGCAGUUCUGAAAGAUUUGGAAAGGAUCAAGACAUCCAAAGAUAUUGAUGUCAGUUUAUACACUGCAGACGUAGAUGAGGAUGACGAAUGCCAAGAACUUGUAAUAAGGUGCUUUUUCUUAGAGACACAAGUGAUAGUUGAAGAAUGUCAUAUCAAAAACUGUAGCAAAACACAGGAUGUGUGGAAUAUAUGGAAAAAUGGAAAUCAAAGCCUUGAAAAAAAAAAGUCGACUUCCACAAAAUCAGAAAAAUGCAAAGAAUGUGAAGAAUAUGAAGAAAAAAAUUUUACAGAAUUUGUACACAAUUUUGUAAAGGUUAUACAGAGGGACUGCAAAAACUGACCAAAACACACAACCUGGGAAACAAGAUUCUUAAAUGAACACCUGCAGAGAAAUUAGAUUAUUACCAAAAAUAAACCAGAAAAAGAAAGUAAUUUACAAUCCACUUGGUUAUCUCUUAAUGUAUCUCUUUCUAUUGUUGUUUUCAGGUAAACUUAAUUACUUCUUCUACCCAAGAAUUCAAAGUCAAAUAAUUAAAAUAUUUAUGUAAAGACU
Prinia subflava (tawny-flanked prinia) is the source of this 1173-nucleotide messenger RNA. It is a transcript of the gene IL15, whose product is annotated as interleukin 15. NCBI's taxonomy places the organism in Eukaryota, Metazoa, Chordata, Aves, Passeriformes, Cisticolidae. The coding region runs from base 421 to 960 and encodes 179 amino acids. The record is from RefSeq and is a predicted model, not a curated record. Gene Ontology annotation, biological process: positive regulation of T cell proliferation; positive regulation of tyrosine phosphorylation of STAT protein; positive regulation of cytokine production. Gene Ontology annotation, cellular component: extracellular region. The transcript is spliced from 8 exons. Gene Ontology annotation, molecular function: cytokine activity; cytokine receptor binding.